Molecule: messenger RNA, 10306 nt
Organism: Scophthalmus maximus (turbot)
Lineage: Eukaryota; Metazoa; Chordata; Actinopteri; Pleuronectiformes; Scophthalmidae
Gene: adgrg6
Product: adhesion G protein-coupled receptor G6
Exons: 30
Coding region: 1659-5321 (1220 amino acids)
Biological process (GO): cell surface receptor signaling pathway; adenylate cyclase-activating G protein-coupled receptor signaling pathway; heart trabecula formation
Cellular component (GO): membrane
Molecular function (GO): G protein-coupled receptor activity; laminin binding
Source: RefSeq, a predicted model, not a curated record
CACUGACUCACUGACUCACUGAGCCACUGACUCACUGAGCCACUGACUCACUGACUCACUGACUCACUGACUCACUGAUCCACUGACUCACUGAUCCACUGACUCAUUCUGACUCGCUCACUGACUCGUGUUUGAUUGGCAGAGCCCAUAAAGAGCUUCAUGAUUGAUCACUGUUGGUUUACAUACGUUUAUAUGAAACCAAACCUCCCACUGCGUUUUCUCUGAGCUGUGUAAGAUAAGAGAAACUUUAUUGAUCCCUCUUCAGUUCCGUGAUUAAAAAAACAACGUUAUAAUACGACUCCUCCCCCACGAGACUAGUGUCAAUCGAUUGAUCGACAUCAAGUGAUCGGUAUCAGUUUGUGGAAGUCGUUCUCCGGCUCUUGUACGAACAGAUAAAAGAUCAAUAUCAGUCUGGUCAUCAGACUCUCAGCAGGAAACAUGGAGUUUGUUCCCGUGAGGCGAUGAUUGACAGCUGACAUGAUGUAAACCUGAGUCGGACCCUGAAAGACGAGAAAGACGGACUUGUGUCAAAUUUAAUGUCAACGGAUAAAAGACUUUUCCUGUCUUUUCUUACAACGUGCAAAUUAAUUCAAACGUCCAAACACAAACCUGUGGCAAGUCUUGCAUCUGAUUUACGUCACGUUGGGCUCAGACCUCAGAAGGACGGAAACGAAUCAUUACAAUCUAAUAAAUCGUAAAUGAAGCUGUCACCAGGGGGCGCUGAUUCACUGUCGGUGAGGUUCCUCCCCUGAAAUAUUUCACUCUAACGCGUUGAUGAAGCGUCACUUUCUCCUGCGAUGGAGGUGGAGGGUCCUCUGCUUAUUUAACAUGUACGUUUGCUCAGAACUUAUCUUAGCCAGAUUUUUUGGGGGUUGUUGUUUUAUUUGUUUUAUUUUUUCUAAAGUUUCUCUUGUCAGAAUCAGAGUGAUUGAGGGUGAUUUGAAUAAAAUAUUUGAAAUGAUGCUGCAGUCUUGUAUUUUUAAUGUUUUUGCUUCACUAACAUGAUAAAACAGUUUGUUCCAGGCACUUUAGCCUUGGACUUAGCAUUUAGCAUCUGAAUCACAAGCUUGAUUCCAGUGUAUUUUACACUGGAUGAUGCAGCGAGGACGAGCCGCCGCAAACAUUUCUCCACCAAGUGGUGCAGCUGUCGUUGAACAUCUUGUUCGUCUGUAAAUGUAUAAAGUUCAUUUAAACAUGAGAAGAUUUUGUUUGUUUUUCAGCCCAGAAGCUCCCGGAGCCCAACACACUGUAAAAGCAUGAAGUGUGACGGAGGCUGUGUUGAGUUUUUUUCAGAGGGAGGUCAGGACUUCGGCCCGAGGCAGAAAACGACACCAUGUGUUCAGGUCACGUAUAAAACCUGCAGGAGACUGAAACAGGAAAUGAAGCGACACCGACACAUGUUCAUGAAAACAUGACAUCAUGAAACAUGCGUCGCUCUGUGUGGAUUUGGUUUGUUGGAUUCAGAGAAACAGGAAACAAGAAACUGUGAACCAGUAGAAGAAGAGUGAACCAGUAGAAACAGUAGAGGAAGAGUGAACCAGUAGAGGAAGAGAGGAUCACUGUUGGGUCUGAUCAGACCUUUGAGGACUAUGCUGAUGAUGAAGAUGAAGAUGAAGAUGGUUUGGUGGAGAAACCAGCUGCUGCUGCUGCAGUGAGACAUGGCGUCCGGUGCAGGAGGAGGAGGACGGCGGCUCCAUCACGUCGUCCCUGUCGUGCUGCUGCUGCUAUGCUCAAACCUGCACACGCACGUGUCGGGCUGCAGCUCCACAAACUGUAACGUGAACCUGACGGAGGCCCAGGGGGGGAUCACGUCGCCCUGCUACCCCCAGAAAUACCCCAAUUCGCAGGCCUGUAAGUGGACCAUGCAGGCCCCCGCCGGCUUCAUCAUCCAGCUCUCCUUCCUGGACUUUGACCUGGAGGAGGCGCCCGGCUGCAUCUACGACCAGGUGGUGGUGAACACGGGCAGCGCCGACGUCAAGCUGUGCGGCCUGACGGCCGACGGGCUGACGCUGAACUCGACGGGGAACGUGAUGGAGCUGUCGUUCAACUCGGACUUCAGCGUGCAGAAGAAGGGGUUCAGUGUGAGCUUCCGACACGUUGCCGUUGCUCUGAGGAACCAGAAGGUGAAGAUCUCGGGCGUCAACGGCCAGGUCACCGCCGUCGCCCCGUCGGUGUCGCUGCCGGCGCUCAGUCACCUGACACUGUGCUUCGAGCUGGAACGCAGAACCCAGAAACAGAACGAGUGGCUCUUCACCUACGACAGCGGCGGCGCCGUGGGGCUGAGUCUGGGCUCCGGCCCGUCCGGCACCGCGCUGGUCGUGGACGGCGUGUCCUGCUCCGUCCACUCCAUCGUGUCCUCCGCCGACUUCACCUCGUCCAUGAAGCCGUUCUGUCUGGUCUGGACGUCCUCCAACGGGCUGCUGGCCGCUUUCUUCAAUGGAAACUACUUUGCCGAGACCUGCCCCGCCUCCAGGGGCCACACGGUGCCGCCUGGGGGACGGUUCCGGUUGGGAGGGCAGCGCGGCCUCGACGGCUUCAUCUACAACCUGCGGCUGUGGGAUUACUCCAUGACGGAGCAGCAGCUGCGGGCGCUGACCUGCGACACGGUGGGAAACGUGGUGGACUGGGACAACGGCCACUGGACCAUCCCGUCCAGUCUGGCCCAGACCGACACCUCGCUCAGCUGCAGUGUCUCCCCGCCCGGCAACACCCCCCUCCCCACCAGCUGUGACUCCCCUGGACUGGGCUGCCCAGAGGAGCUGUUCUACCGGAUGUCCUUCGUGGUGGACGACGGCGGUUCGUGGCUCAGUCGGGGCGACGCGGAGCGAGUCGUGGCUCUGUGGCUGAAUCAGACCUUUCAGAACUGGACUCACUUGGUCUCCGUGGAGAACGUCAGCGUCCAGCCGGGUGCGCAGACCGGAGGAAACCUGCCGAGUUACAUUUGUCAGGCUCUGCUGGUUCAUCACUUCACCGCCAACGAGAGUCUGGGUGAAGCUGCCGUGUCGGCCCGUCUGUCCGGCAGAGAGGCUCUGAUGGAGGCCGGACUGCAGGUGCGACCUUCCUCCAGGGACGUCAAGUUAAUCGAAAACUGUCCCGAGGAGAAUCCUCUUCCCUACCGCUGGCCUGAGAGCAGACCCACCAUCACCCGCUACCUGCCCUGCUUCCCCAACAAGGACCAGAGCACGUCCAGGACCUGUCUGAUCCAUCCUCAGAACUACUCCUCCUACUGGUCGGCCGCGGACGCCAGCAACUGCACGGACAUCGACUCCAUCGAGGUGUCAGCAGAAAACGCCGCCGAGGUGGCGGAGCAGCUCGCCAACAUCACCAACACCGAGCUGCCCAGUGAGGAGGUGUCCAAGGUGGUGACGAAGGUGCAGGAGCUGGUGAACGUGGCCAAGAUCAACGUCACGCUGGCGAACACCGUCGUCACCAUCAUCUCCAACGUCAUGACGAGCUCUGAGACGAUGCUGGCUGCCACGUCCGAGAGAGCCUUGAAGACGGUCGACGAGUUGGUUCAGAAGAUCGAGUUCGACGGUCCGUCCAUCAGCAUCACAUCCAGGCACCUGGCUCUGGGGAUAUCGGCCCUCAACGCCUCCACGUUCAACGGCUCGUCCUUCAGCGCCGUCGUACCCCCCAACGCCACCGACCCGCAGGUGGUCUUCGAGUCGGAGCGGCUGAACCCUCUGGCGCAGGUCAGCCUCCCGGCCUCGCUGCUGUCCAGCGUCUCUCUGACCGAUUCCGACCGAGCGUCGCUGACCAGGAUCAACUUCAUGUUCUUCAAGAGAACCAACCUGUUCCAGAAGGAGCAGGACGGCCGCUCUUUGAGCAGCUACGUCGUGGCGAGCAGCGUGGGCAACGUCUCCGUCCGCGGCCUGACGGAGCCGGUGAUGAUAGAGAUCGCUCACCUCUCCGAACAGCUCCACUUGAAUCCGGUUUGCAUGUUCUGGGACUUCAGCCUGAACAGUGGUGCUGGAGGCUGGAACGGUGACGGCUGCAGAGUGUCCGAACAAUCCACCAGCAACAAAACCAUCUGCCUGUGUGAUCACCUCACACACUUUGGCAUCCUGAUGGACAUCUCCGGAGUCUCCGCUCACAUCGACUCGAGGAACACCAGGAUCCUGACCUUCAUCACCUACAUCGGCUGCGGCGUCUCCGCCAUCUUCUCCGCCGCCACGCUGCUCACAUACAUCGCCUUCGAAAAGAUCCGCCGCGACUACCCGUCAAAGAUCCUGAUGAACCUGAGCACGUCCCUCCUCUUCCUGAACCUGGUGUUCCUAUUGGACGGCUGGCUGGCCGGGCUGGAGCACGACGGCCUGUGUCUGUCCGUGGCCGUCUUCCUGCACUACUUCCUGCUCACCUCCUUCACCUGGAUGGGGCUGGAGUCGGUCCACAUGUACAUCGCCCUGGUCAAGGUCUUCAACACCUACAUCCGCAGAUACAUCCUCAAGUUCUGCCUCGUCGGCUGGGGUUUCCCUGCGCUGGUGGUGGGGAUCGUCGUGGCGGUGGAUAGAAGCUCGUACGGGCUGCAGGAGUACGGCAGAGCGGAGUCGGGAGACGGGUCCUCGGAGCUCUGCUGGAUCCUGAAUCCCGUCGUAUUCUACACCACCUGCGUCGGUUACUUCUGUCUGGUGUUUCUGCUGAACGUCGCCAUGUUCAUCGUGGUGAUGCUGCAGAUCUGUGGCCGCAACGGCAAACGCAGCAACCGCACGCUGCGGGAGGAGGUUCUACGAAACCUGCGGAGCGUGGUCAGCCUCACCUUCCUGCUGGGGAUGACGUGGGGCUUCGCGCUGUUCGCCUGGGGACCCGUCAGCCUCGCCUUCAUGUACCUCUUCGCCAUCUUCAACUCACUGCAAGGUUUGUUCAUAUUCAUCUUCCACUGCGCCUUGAAAGAAAACGUCCAGAAGCAGUGGAGGAGAUACCUGUGCUGUGGCCGAUUCAAGCUGUCCGACAACUCAGACUGGAGUAAGACGGCCACCAACAACACAAAGAAGGUGAGCUCCGACAACCUGGGCAAGUCCCUGUCCUCCAGCUCGUUCGGCUCCAGCACGGCCAACUGGACGUCCAUGGCUAAAGCGACGCUCAACCCGUUCACCAAGAGACACAGUAACACGGACAAACACUUCUCCAGCCACACGAGUCCCAAGUGCGUCUCUUCGUCCUCCUCCGAGAUGGAGCCCAACUCCUCCUCUUCCUCCUCCUCCUCCAUCCUCCCCGUCAGCCAGAUGAUCGACAAGGUGAAAGGUUACUGCUCCACGCGCUCCGACAACUUCUACAAAAACAUCAUCAUGUCCGACAGCUUCGCCCACAGCACCAGGUUCUAGGCCCGUUCCUCGCCUCGCGCUCUGGAACUGCAGGGUUCUUCUGGAAUUAUUGUGUGACGUCGUCUGUUGAGGUUUUCAAUAUGAAGGGGGCCAGUUGAAUCUGCCACCACGUUACUUAAGGAUUCACUUGCCCAUCGUUCUAGAACCUUCUGUGCUCUGGAACCACGAUGACAUGCUAGAACUCUCCAUCAGGCUCAGCUGCAGAGGAGGGGGGUAGAACUCCGUGGACCAUCUCCAGAGCCCGUCCAACAUUCUGGAAUCCUGCGCGUGACGGAUCUGAACUCCUUGAGAGCCUCUCUCUGUUCUGGAACCUAUCUAGAACUAUGUGUCACUCUCUGCCAGAAAGAACAGAGGCCUCUGAUAUUCUAGAACCUAGCCACUUCUCAGCUAACAUUCUACUACCCUCCGACAUUCCAGAGCCACAUUCAAGAACCCUCCAACGUUCACGAACAGUGUGUUUUCUAGAAAGCUCUGACAUUUUAGAAUUUGACGGCAUUCUAGAGCCGUCGGACAUUUGAGAACCCUCCAACAUACUGGAACAAUCUGUGUUUUCUAGAACCCUUUGACAUUUUAUUAACAUCUGACAUUCUAAAACCGUCCAACAUCUUAAAACCGUCAUACAUUCAAAACCUUCCAACAUUCUAGAACCUUCCAACAUUCUAGAACCUUCCAACAUUCAAAACCUUCCAACAUUCUAGAACCUUCCAGCAUUCAAAACCUUCCAACAUUCUAGAACCUUCCAACAGUCUAGAACCUUCCAACAUUCAAAACCUUCCAACAUUCUAGAACCUUCCAACAUUCAAAACCUUCCAACAUUCUAGAACCUUCCAACAGUCUAGAACCUUCCAACAGUCUAGAACCUUCCAACAUUCAAAACCUUCCAACAUUCUAGAACCUUCCAACAGUCUAGAACCUUCCAACAGUCUAGAACCUUCCAACAUUCAAAACCUUCCAACAUUCUAGAACCUUCCAACAUUCUAGAACCUUCCAACAUUCUUGAACCUUCCAACAGUCUAGAACCUUCCAACAUUCUAGACCCUCCAGUCUGAAAGAACCUGUCGCUAGUUGAAAAUGUUAUUUUUCUUUCAUCGUGUAUGUUGUUGGCAGAUGCAGCUCUCCGGCCUCCACUCAAAUUUUAUUCGGACAGAUUUGCAAAAAUAAAUUCCAGAUUUUUUACUUUAUCUUGUCAUCAGAAGUCACAAGGUGCUGGAGGUGUUCUGACCCGACCCAGAAACACCAUCGUCUUAUCUUUGUAUGAAAGGAUUUGAAGCAAACGGUUGAAAACCCUGAUUUCAAAUGAAAGUGAGGUUCAUCGCAGACGGGGUCCCGGGUUACGUGUUGCCGGGUCACGUGUUGCCUGGUUACGUGUUGCCUGGUUACAGGCCGGUCAGAGGACCUGCGUGUGAAUCCAUGGGAUCAGAUCAGAUUAUGUAGAGAACGGACUGAGCUGACGGCGAAACUCAGAGGAAAUGAAAAGGAAGGAUCAACACAAGGUGGGAAGUCGGAGGAAAAAGAAGAAAAAAAGUGAGCUGUUAUGUUUUGGUGUUUUUUUAAUACUGCGAUGUGCGCGUGUGUGUGAGUGUGUGUGCGGAGCCACGUUCCCGUGUCAAUAUCUCCACUCACUGACUCGACACACUCCGCUGCCCGAGACGUCACGGCGACAGAAAUCACAGCUCUGAGGAAAACGUACACAAACACCAAGGGGCUUUUUGGCCCAAACCAACUCAGAGAUUGUUUGAACAAAUUUAAAAUCCUGUACUAAUGUAUCUUCUCCUGAACGACACUGUCUCCCUGACAACCCCACGAUCAGCGUCCUGCAGCAGAUUCUCUCGUUGACCUCCUCCGGUUUGAACUUUGUCCCGUAAGAGACUGACGGGUUUUUUUCCCACUUACCAACAGGGAUUCACUGGCGAGUCGAUGAUUCGGUGGUUUGAGGAUAAAUGAUAAAAAGCCGAGCUGAUACCCGUGGCUGCUGAAGCUCAGCUCUGUGCGCGUCAGCCAAGGUUUAGCAUUUCGAGGAAGUCGUCAUUGUUUGGCAGCAGCUUCGCUGUUUUCAAGGAGGAGACGCGUCAGUGUUGAAAUAAAUGUAGCUUUGUUUUUUACGAGAGCAAAUAGAAGUCGUAGCAUGAAUAAGAGCGCAGCUGACAGUUCAGGCAAAUUACACACAAAUAUUAAACGCAACACGUCUUUCCAGAAACUAUGUCGUGAUGACUGUGGAUCCUCUGCAGGUUCGUCUCAGUGGACAGUUCCCAGUGGAAUCUGUGGAAAGUCUGUGGAUUAAUCUUCAGGAAUCAGAACGAUGUUUUCUGAAUCGACGCCAACGAUGUCACUUGUAUUUGAAUUAUUCGAGCACGUUGAGAGAAGUUCCCUCCGUGUCACCUGCUCUGGGGGCGGGGUUUGGAAGCACGCAGACAAAACAGGCAAUAAGAAAAGAAGUUUUAUUUUUUGAGAUUAAUGGAAACUGAGGCUUUAAUGGCAACUGCGUGUACAGUGGGGACCAACGCUAUGAGCCAUUCAACUUCAUUAUUUAUCGACAGCCGAACAUUCGGCUCAGAUGGGAACUCGUGGACUCGGUGUCCUGAUGGUGAAGGAAUUCUUCUCCACACGUUUGGACCAUCCAGAGAAUAAAUGACUCUGCAGCCAGCGUUCCUCCCGGGACCAGCUGGGACUGUUUGAACAACAGACGAGUGAAUAAAGAUGGACGAAAGUGAAAUCUCAGAUUCAGCGUUGUUUCGAUCGGACAGCGGAGGGUUUUUGAUAAAUGAAUGUUUCUACGUUUGGCGGAAACAAGAAGACUUGCUUUGCUCCUUGAGCUCUGGUUGUCAACAACACACGGUUGAAAACGUUCUUCUCAUUCUCGGUUUUGUUUUUCGAACACGAGCCGUUUAUCGUGUGGUUGAACUUGAAUUUAUCUUCUGGACGCUCAGUUUCUCUGCGUCUGUUCCGUUUGAGCUGAAUCUCCGUGUAGCUCGUCUGGAGUGAGAGGUGAACGCUGGCGGACGAACACAGCGAUCUGUCUGAGCUCUUUCAAACCUGAGGUUUUUCGACUCUGGAUCUUUUCUUUGAUUUCGACUCGUCAACUGUUGGCUCGCCGGACUUCCACUGUCCACGCGCAGCCAACUGGGCUCAACACACGGCCGGUUGAGAAGCGAGUCACGCACUGCGCCGGCCGUCCCAGAGUGGCAGAAGAAUGUGCUGUUCCUCCCUUGAUUGAGCCCAUUUGGCAGCUCAGGGGCAUAGCUGCGUUGUGCCGGGGUUCAGCCCGAGGGUGGAAUUGACAGUUCCUGGCCGCAAACACAAAGCAGCAACGACUGCUGCGAAUUCCAAACAGACGCGUGAAUCCUGACAUCUGAGACCCGCUUACAUACGUGAACAUGAGAGUAUUUCAUAUGAUACCAGACAAAUCCUGAGCAAAGUGGUUGACAUUCAGACAUCCAGGCUCUCGGCACAGACCCCAGGAAUCCCGUCAGCUGGGGCCAAAAGAAACCUGGAACCUCCGACGCACAGCGAACCCAACACAGAGCGAGAGUUUGUACAUUAGCACAACCGCAAAAACGCUGUCAGCCACUGCUGGGAACAAGCUAACACGCUAACAAACAACUUAUAUAAUAGCAGACGCUCACUUCACUUGCUAGUUGCUGCUUUUGGUGCGAACAGACUCGUCCUAGCACAAGCAGCAGCGGUGGUGGGCGGGGCCUAAGGCUACGACGCCUUCAGAUGGACCUCACGAGCUCCGAUGCUAACGUUAACGUUUCCCUCGGCGUCCAGAGGCUACAAAGACCGAGGCCUCGGCCUUUUCUGAGCACGUGAGCAAACAUGUGCCACUCAGCCACGCGGAGCUGUGGGCGGGACUGUGGGCGGGGCUACGGGCUCAUUGGAGGCUGCACUAGAUCUGGAAUUUCCCAACGAGGAAGCAAAUGUAGAUGUGAAGGUUUUUUUUCCACCAGGGAGGUUUUGUUUUCAUCUGCGCUCAUCUCUUUGUGGGCAGAAAUAUGCAAGAACUACUGAACCCGAUUUCCAUGACCUUGUGUGAAAGGGGGUGGGGCCUGACCCAAGGAAUGACCCAGUCAAUUUUUUGUGGAUCCAGGAAUUUAAAUUACCACUUGGCGAGUUAGGACGCGCUGCGCUCGGCGGAGGUGAACACACUUCUCAGUUUGUCCUGUUGGCAAAACAAGAGUUUGAAAAAGGCCUUGAACAGGAACUCUGUCGAUUUUCUUUUUGCAAUGAUUAAAAUUGUUCUCUAUGAGCAUCACAGAUAUUUCUGGACAAUAUCUGAAGGUGAAAACAGGCUGAACAGUUGGAAACACUUACGUCCAACUCUUUUAUUCCAGUUUGUUAAUCUGGCGCCUCUGAAACAUCUCUGAUGGCUGCAUCACAUGGAAGAGGGUCAUAUUGUGAAUAACAGUAUCUGAUUAUGAUUGGUUGUAUGUGGCCCGGUUCUGGUUUCACGUGCUCUCUGGCAGCUGAGCGCUCGCUCGCUCAGACACGUGAACAGAUGAAAUAACUCGACUUGACUGUUCGGACAUGAACAGUUGAUCUGAUGCGGUGACGAGGUCAAACCUCACGACGCCGCCGCCGCCGCGACUCAGCCACAUGGUCUCUGAUGAUGAUUAUUAGAAGGUUUGAUUUCAUCCUGACUGAACCACACUGCAUCGUUCCCAGACCCCGAACUCUGUCCAUCAUCUGCUUCUCUUCACUUCCAAUGUACAUGCUCCUCUUAAUUUAAACAUUUCUACAGUAACUGUGUCGAGUUGAGGAACAUUGUACCAAAUGUUUCCAUGAGGAUUGUAACUGAUCUCUGCUUUCAUUGUUGUUUGGCAUUUGUAUUAUUAUUAUUAUAUGAUGAUGAUGAUGAUGAUGAUGAUGAUGUAAACUCUCUUGUGCGCUCGGCGAUGUUGUUGUUGUUGUUGUUGUUGUUGUUGGAUUGUUUGUCAGUGAUGUUGUUGUCAUCCAGCAUCUCAACAUUAAAGGGAAUUUAAAGCAAA